Molecule: messenger RNA, 1167 nt
Organism: Sordaria macrospora k-hell
Lineage: Eukaryota; Fungi; Ascomycota; Sordariomycetes; Sordariales; Sordariaceae
Molecular function (GO): starch binding
Source: RefSeq, a predicted model, not a curated record
AUGAAGUUCUCCAUCGUCUCGGCUGUCCUUGCCUCGGCCGCAACGGUCAAUGCCCAUGGAUAUCUGACCAUUCCUGCUAGUCGUACCAGACUUGGCGCGGAGGCCGGCUUGGACACUUGCCCCGAGUGUUCCAUUCUGGAGCCCGUGACCGCAUGGCCCAACGUUACGGAGGCCAAGGUCGGCAGGAGUGGUCCUUGUGGCUACAACGCCCGUGUCAGCAUCGACUACAACCAGCCUGCUACCAACUGGGGUAACGCUCCUGUUGUGACCUACAAGGCUGGCGACACUAUCGAUGUACAGUGGUGCGUUGACCACAACGGUGACCACGGUGGCAUGUUCUCCUACCGUAUCUGCCAAGACCAGGCUCUUGUCAACAAGUUCCUCACUCCUGGCUAUCUUCCAACCGCUGCGGAGAAGCAGGCUGCUGAGGAUUGCUUUGAGAAGGGCACCCUUCCCUGCACGGAUGUGAAUGGCCAGAACUGCAACUUCAGCCCUGACUGCCAGCAGGGCCAAGCUUGCUGGAGGAACGACUGGUUCACCUGCAACGCCUUCCAAGCCGGCAACCGCCGUGGUUGCCAGGGUGUCGACAAUGCUCCUCUCGGAUCUUGCUUCACCACCAUUGCUGGUGGUUAUACUGUCACCAAGAAAAUUAAGAUCCCCAACUACGUCUCCGGCCACACCCUGCUCUCUUUCCGCUGGAACUCCUUCCAGACUGCUCAGGUUUACCUCUCGUGCGCUGACAUUGCCAUUGUCGGCAGCGGCGGCGAGACCAACCCCUCCAGCACCAAGACCACCGCCACCGCCACGACUCUUGUCACCAGCAGCAAGACUGCGGGCGCUUCUUGCGUUCCGGUUGCCACCGUUGCUGUGACCUUCAACCACCUUGUCAGCACCAGCUACGGCGAGUCCAUCAAGCUUGUUGGUUCCAUAUCGCAGCUCGGCAGCUGGAGCACCUCAUCCGGUGUUGGCCUGUCCGCCUCGCAGUACACUACCAGCAACCCGCUCUGGACCGCCACAGUCAAGCUCCCUGCUGGCACCAAAUUUGAGUACAAGUUCGUCAAAGUGUCCAGCAGCGGUGCCGUGACCUGGGAGAGCGACCCCAACAGGUCGUACACUGUUCCCCAGAGCUGCUCUGACUCGGUUACUGCUGCUUCGUCGUGGAAGUAG